UUCGGCUGUGCACGGUGUUGACUGUAGAGUGUAGACUGUAGAGUAUUUGUAAAUUCCCGGCUGUCAACUGAAGCUGUGUUGAAUAGAAAUGAACUCAGACAACGAAGAAUCAGUUGAAGGAGAGAAGAGGACAGAAAAUAAACGGAAAAGGCGUAGAAAGAAAGACAAAGCAGCAGAUACUGUUGUGACAGCGGCACUUAAACAAUUAAAUGCCGAUGAAAUCGAAACGGUGACAGCGGACCGUGUCGAUGGCGUGGAGCAUAGUGUAACAACACAACCAGUUUUCAGAAGUUACCCAUCUGAUAUGGUUUAUGUUGAAAGAAAGAGCGGUUUUUUACCAGCCCCGAGAGAAAUAGUUUUAUCACGCACAAGUAAAAUAAAAUUUAAAGAAAAGAAAUUACAUACAGAGAAUAAGUCAACAGUAGAAUUAGCUGUAAAAAUUCAAGAGGCGUUCCAUCCAUUUUACAAUUUAUGCCACGGAAUUUUAGGAGGAAUGUCACUUACACUAUGUUUGUUGGUUGUGAGCAUUGGAUGGAACAGAGUAGAAAUAGAAGAAUUUAUUAAUGUAUAUGACAACUUUUCAAGACCUGUACAAUCAAUGUUUUAUUUUCUUACUGUGGUUUGUGUUAUUUCGUCACUUGAUAGGUGUGAUGUUGCGCAGAUGUGUGGGCUCCAUGCAAGGAAGUUGUGCCUUCAUCAUUUUCCAGACAUUUUGCUGCUGCUACUGUAUUUGUGCACUUUGGUAACAACUGUUGUCACCAGCUACUGGGAUGAACAACUUGCCUACCACCAUCAUAAUACAACUGGCACUUGGAAAGAUGAUGCUGACAUGAAGGCAAGUCUUUCCCUGUGGCGGAAUUUGCACUUUGGGAGGUGCAUUGGUGCAGUUAGUAGUUGGAUCAUUGUGUCACUCUACCCUGACCAUGGAUUACUUCACUCACGUUUAAUCAGCACCAUAAAACUGCAGUUCAGGCCUGCAGUUGAUAUUACAUCAUCUUAACAUCAUCAUGUACAGAGUGUGACGUACCAUGAGGAAACCCAUUCCAGGGGUAAUAAAGUUCCGGUAGAUUGGAUUCCCAGUGUAAGAGAUGACAGAAAGAUCAACUUAUUUGAUACAGUACUUAUGUAAUAGUUAGGAACAGACAAGUUGGGGUAACUGUACAGGUAAAGAAUAUAGUUGAAACAAAAUUGGGUUACGGGCGGAGUAAAAUCCAAGGGUUCCAGUCUUCUCUAUUGACAACUCUGUAGUAGCACCUGUGUAGGGUGUAGCGAUGCUGUAGGUGGUGGGGAACGAGUGGAAACGCUGUAGGCAAUUUAACAAUAUAACUUGCACAGGUCUCGGACAGGCGGCUGGUGUUGUGACACAGUCUCUCCCAGCGUCUCAGCACUGGCAGCAGGCACGGACAGGAGGACAGCGGGCUGUUGCACCCAGUCUCGUAAAAGACCCAAUGCAGUGGCAGAGAGCAGCCUGAUUUCGAAAUGGAGGCUGCUGGUGCUGGUGGCACUACCCAGUUGUCUCGCAGUUCAGUGGUGCUCCGGCUACUCAGCGAUGACCAAUUCCCCAAAUCAAAUUAUGGUCUGUCCUCAAAUUCAGCCUCAUUUAUACUCUGUUACUGCCCAUCUGUUUCUCUAAAACCUGUUGUGUACUUAUGUCACCCAUAACAAAGAGACUCACUCAAAUGUGGUGACUACAACCCCCUUACUACAUCAUUCUUUGCUGUACAGGGCAGUUUACCACUGCACUAAGCUAUCCUCACUUUGCAACUCACUUUCACCUCUGUUAUUGUACCCUACAUGUCGACACAGUGUGGCUGACGGCUAGUGCUUUUAUCACAAUACUCCGCGGUGGCCUUCAUUCUACUUUGUCACUUAUAAUAAAGAUUUAAUUCUUUUACCUAAAAUACUGGAUGGCGCCACUACACUUCCAAAGAUUGUUCAAGGUGUUUGAUUUCAGAUGUUAAACACCACACACACAAACCGUCAUUUGUCCUAUAGAGCAUAAGACGUGAUUUAUCUGGAAAUGCCACCUGUCGCUACUCAGUGGACGUCCAGUUGUGGUACUGGCAUGCAAAAUCCAAUCUUCACACAAUGAUAAACAUCAAUCAGCACAGGAGCAUGAACCAGGCACUUACUGUGGAGGCCCAUACACAGCAGCAUUCAUUAGUCGGUUGCCAAGGACACACUGUUGAUUCAUCUGUGUGGUCAGUUGGUCAACAGUUUCAUCUCCACAGCCAUUGUUCACCCAUGUCAUCUAUGGAUCACGGUGCACAGUUACCUCAAUGCCAGUUUUGGACAAUGCCAUUUUUAACCACAGCUACAUGUGAAUAGUUUACAAACUUAGCAAUUUCGGAAAUGCUUCUACCCUUGGCCUGAAAGCCGAGGAUCAUGUCGUUUUGAGCAGUGGAUAAAUUGCUCCUUUUCCGCAUUACAACUAUUGUAACCUACUGACUUCUGCAUCCCUGGCAUGUUUUAUAUACCCUUCACUGCUAGUACUGUCACCUGCCAUCUGUAAGUAGUGAUUGCAUGUUGACGUUGAAUGUAGGGGAUGGUCACGUUAAUGUGACUGGACUGUGUAUUUUCUGCAGAGAUCAAAAACAGUGGAGUCAGUGCUCAAGUAAUUUUUUGUGGAAAGAAUAAGAAUUGUAUCAGAAGGAAAGGAUGCCUGAAACAACGGUCUCCUGCAUUAGUUCUACUUGGUUCAAGGAAGCUUUGGACAUCUCGAAUUCACAGGGAUUUUCAACUGAGGCUACAACAUUAUAGGCCAUGUGUGAAAAAGAGGCAGAAGAUGAAAGCAGAAAUGGAGGAAAGGAAAUGGGAUCAAGAGCAAAAGUCGUAACACCUGCACGGUAAUAAAAAGACUGACAAAAUUGUUUUGCAAAAACUGUCAAAAUCCAAUCUGCUUGACGCACAUUGGAACUGGUUGCUGUAGCUGCAUUAAAAUUCCUCAUUUGUUGGCAUAUGCCAAAAGUGAUGAUGAGACAAAUGAAUGAAUUAUGUUAUCAUUUUUGCUCUGUUCUAUCAUCUUCACCUUUCUAGCAAAAUAUUUGUCAUUUGUAAUGAGCUUAUUAAAUUUCAUUAAUUAAAGAAGCAAGUGAAAAAGUGACUUAACAUUUGUUACAGUAGUCCAACAUUGACAAAGAGAAAACAGAAUGUUUAAUAUUUCUUUUGUUAUGGUGCUCUUAUGUUAUCUUUGUCUUUCUUUAAAGAAAUUUUCCAUUUAUAAUAUGUUUUGUUAAAACUU
Schistocerca cancellata (South American locust) is the source of this 3241-nucleotide messenger RNA. RefSeq names its product transmembrane protein 237-like. Gene Ontology annotation, biological process: cilium assembly. The coding region runs from base 89 to 1000 and encodes 303 amino acids. Gene Ontology annotation, cellular component: ciliary transition zone. The record is from RefSeq and is a predicted model, not a curated record. Lineage: Eukaryota; Metazoa; Arthropoda; Insecta; Orthoptera; Acrididae. The transcript has 6 exons.